GUUCCUUAUCUGACGUCGAUCGCACUCGCAGUAUAGCUAUAGCACCUUCCAUCUCUCGCGCUCUCGGUGGUGUCAUGCAAGUCAGCGAAGCCAGGCGAAGCGACCUCAAGAGCGCCGUCCCAACAUCCACCAGACCACCAAAGCAACAAAAAGCACGCGAUCGAUCGGUACAAUUCUAGAAGCCCCUCCCCUGCCUGCCUCUCAGCACAAGUGCGUUGAUUCCUGCUCCCACGAGAGGACAGCAACGAGCGAGGAGAGGGCGGAAAAUUCCAGUUCAAUUCGUUUUCUUCUCCUUUCUCCGUCGCCGGCGCCGGCCAUGGCUAGUCGUCUUUCCGCCAUUGCGUGACUCGCAGGUUCCUGGACUGUGGCCUCAGCUGCCGGGCUCUGUGUAAGCAUACCAUCAACCGAACAGCUCGAAGGACACAGGCAACAGCUCGAAGGACACAGGCAACUGUUAGGUUGAGCAUCAUUGGGAGUGGAAGAAAUCAUGUUUAGGAGAAAGCAUGCCUCUCAUUUCGAUUCCAACGAUGCUGAUCAGCGAAAAGCAAAGAUUGCUGAACUGAAAUCUGCACUUGAGCCUUUGUCUGCCCGUAGUGAGAAGUACUGCAGCGAAGCAUGCUUGACAAGAUAUCUAGAAGCCCGUAACUGGAAUGUUGCUAAGUCCAGAAAAAUGUUGGAAGACAGUCUCAAGUGGAGGGCAGCUUACAGGCCAGAAGAUAUACGCUGGCCUGAAGUUUCUGUUGAAGGGGAAACAGGUAAAAUGUACAGGGCAAGUUUUCGAGACAGAGAGGGGAGAACUAUUGUCGUUAUGAGACCAGCAAAGCAGAACACAUCAUCCCAUGAAGGACAGAUACGGUUCCUUGCAUACUCUUUGGAGAAUGCAAUCCUCAGCCUGCCUGAAGGCCAAGAGAAAAUGGUCUGGCUGAUCGACUUCACAGGAUGGACAAUGGCAAAUGCUGUGCCCAUAAAGACUGCCCGAGAAACUGUAAACAUCCUGCAGAAUCAUUAUCCUGAGAGGCUGGCCAUUGCAUUUCUAUUCAAUCCCCCAAAAGUAUUCGAAGCGUUUUGGAAGGUUGUCAAAUAUUUUGUUGACCUGAGAACGAUCGAGAAGGUGAAGUUUGUUUACCCGAAGGAUGAAGAGAGCAUGAAGGUCAUCCACAAGUUCAUUGACCCGGAAGUCCUUCCUAUUGAGUUUGGGGGCAAGAGCAGUGUGGUUUACAACCAUGAAGAGUACUCUGAGUUGAUGACCAAAGAUGACACUAAAAUAUCCAGCUUUUGGGCAACAGAUGCUCAAACUGACCAUGUUAAUCAUGUCAUCGAUGGGACCUUGGCCCCUGAGGUUACACCUGUUGUCACCGCUAAUUGCUGAUAAAAUUAGCUGAGGAGUAUCAUUCUGCUAUGAUAAGAGUUAUUCUAUAUCUCAUAUAGCUUUAUUGGAGGAAACAGACAAGUAGAGGACUAAUGGAAUCACACCAAACAUAAGUGAAUAAAAUAACAAAUAAGUUAUGUACUUU
This is a messenger RNA of Sorghum bicolor (sorghum), 1514 nucleotides long. RefSeq names its product random slug protein 5. The transcript has 7 exons. The record is from RefSeq and is a predicted model, not a curated record. Gene Ontology annotation, molecular function: phosphatidylinositol transfer activity. Bases 488 to 1369 code for a protein of 293 amino acids. NCBI's taxonomy places the organism in Eukaryota, Viridiplantae, Streptophyta, Magnoliopsida, Poales, Poaceae.